CUCGGACCGCGUGCCUCGCGACGGUUUCGUGUUUACGUUUCACCGCUUCCUGGUGCGUAGCGGGCCAAAGAGAGGAGAAUGGCCUUCGCAAUGCGGUUGUCGUUCCCUUUCAUCUACCGCGGCCUCAUCCUGUUCGCCGACGUGUCCAAGGUGCCCGCCGAAGAAGAAGAGAUGAACGCUGCGCAGCUCAUCGGCAAGUUCACCCUCAAGGAAGUCAGCUCGGGCAAGAGCGUGACGGUGGAGUCACUUUGGCGUGACCAGACAUGCGUGCUCAUGUUCUUCCGCCGCUGGGCGUGCCCCUUCUGCCGCCUGGACGCUGUGCGCCUCAGCCGCAUCAAGCCGCAGCUGGACGCUGCUGGCGUGCGCCUCGUUGGCAUCGGCCACGAGAACAUUGGCCUCGAGGACUUCCGUCGAGGCGAAUACUUUAAAGGAGAACUCUAUGUCGAUGAAGAGAGGAAUGCAUACAAGGCCCUUCAAUACAAGAGGUUCAGCUGGUUCACCAUCAUUCCUGCGAUCCUGACAUCUUCAGCGAGAGCCAAGGCUGCUGAGGCCAAGUCUGAGAAGGUGGGGGGUGACCUGACCACGGGAGAUGGCCUGCUCAUGGGUGGCACACUCGUCGUGGAAAAAGGUGGCAAGAAAGUGCUCCUCAACUACCACCAGGAUACGCCCGAGGGCUUUGUCGGCAACAGCGCCAUCCUGGAUGCCCUGGGCAUUUCAUGCUGAAUUUACAGCACAAUGUGGGGCCAUGCUUCUUGUUUUGUGCUAUAAACAGCACUGUGUGUAAUGCCUUUUGGCUGCUUCUUAACACUGAGCGAAGUACAUUGUGUUGAUUAAAGUGUGGAGUUGGGCUUGUUGGUACAUAAUUCUGGCACACUGCAGCGCAAAAGAACACACAACGGACGGAAUACGAACGACGAUGACGACGAGCACUGAACUUGCAACAACCUUUCCCCAGCCCCUCCUCAUUUCGGUCACAGAGAGCCUGCUGAAGAAAUUGCGCCAUCGCCCGCAAAGUUGUGAAGCCAGCGCACCGCACAGGCAGAAGGUGGCUGUGAUACCUUACGUGCACAAGCUUUCCCAUAACUUGAAAAAGGUGGCCCAGCGGUACAACGUGAAAAUCGUAUUCGUGGCACCACACAAGCUGUCUAAGCUCUGCAGAUUGACCGACCCAGAGGCAAGGAAGCAGCAGGUCUGUGGCACAAAGCACAGGCGGCCCUUUGUUGAUUGCGCAGAAGGGGUGGUUUACGAAAUUCCUUUAAAGUGCGGAAAAGUGUACGUUGGCCAAACCGGGAGAUGCGUCAACGGUAGGCUAAGGGUGCAUGCGAACAACGUAAAAAAUGCGCGUGAUGGAAAGGAUUUUAAAGGUUUCCUAGCCAGCCAUUGUAUAAUGUAUAACCUGUCAGGAUUGCGCACCCGAACUAAAUAACACGUCCGUCAUUAAGAAGAGCAAAACGCGAAUCAUCCAAGAAAUCAUAGAAGCAGAACGCAACUGUUGAAAGAAAUUUGGCAGCCUGGGGGAAAGGUGUGUAAGUGUGCCGCCCCUACACCGAACUGAUAAAGAGAUGGCGUACCUAUGCAUGUGUAGUGGAUGACGUCUGCGUCGGACAGCAUAAAUAUAUGUGCAAUUUUUACGAUAAAGGUUGUUGCAAGUUCAUCGCUCGUCGUUGUCGUUCAUGUUCCAUCCGUUGUGUUUUUUUUUUGUGCUGCAUUGUACCAGAAGUACAUUGUGUUGCUUGGCAACCCAGCUGUCUCACGUGCUGGGCUUGCAUUGGCAUGCGUCUACACUUUCCACUUUACUGUUAAUGGAGGCUUUGUCGAGAGGUUCUUUUGUGAUGGAUAAGUACAAAUAUAAAAUUAAGCCUCCAGGCUAAGCUUCGUAAGUGAAACUAUAAAUGCUGCUGUUUUCUUGCACCUGCCUCAUGCACACAUGUGUGGCAAGGUAGCUGGGCCAAUGUGCAAGUGUUUUCAAGGAACACUCUGUAACAGUGCAGGCAAAAGUGGUCCAUCACUCUUUACUGUUAGUCUGUGCAAAUAGCAUUUCAUGCGUGCUUGUUAUUAGAUGCGUACCUCGGGCUUGCUUUCGGGACCUCAAAGUGUUCAGGUCAUAGUUUCUGCUUUCAGUUACAUUUUAAAAAUAUUUUACAAGGUAAAAAGCACAAAAUAAGCUUGUGCCCCUAGCCAGCUUCUAGGAGAGGAUUGCCACUUGAAACAAAGGAAUGUCUUUGGAGAAGACCAGUGAAUGCAAGCAUUGCUUGUCUAAGAGCUAGAACAUGUACUAUUACGUGCAACUGUUGAAAGAAAUUUGGCAGCCUGCAGGUUGGUGGACACCAUAGGUCGGCAAACUCACUCAUGAGUCGACUCACUCAGACUCACUCAGACUCAUAUCGAGACGUGAGUCUGAGUCUGAGUGAGUCCGGGUGAGUAAAGUUUUUGUGACUCUGAGUCCAAGUGAGUUCGGUUGGGAAAAAUUUUGGUGAGCCUGAGUCCGAGUGAGCCCUAAGGGCAAAAUAUAUUGCAUGAGUGAGUCUGAGUGAGCUCCACAUUUUUUGCCGACCUAUGGUCCUACCUACUCAACUUUAGCAUUACUAUCAGCCCUAUGUCAGCUCACUUUGAUACUCCCGUAUACUCCCGCAUAUUUCAACGCGCUACCGUUCAUACGUCAGCUCAAUAUUUAUUGAUCAGAGGCGUGAGUUGAGGAGGGAGAGGAGGGAGGUGCCUUGACCUCCCCCCGCAAACUUUUUCACGGGAAGUUACUGAUAUAAAUAUCUCGUGUGAGUCAUGACUUUCAAUAAAAAGGUCCUUAUUGAACUACAAACUCAGAUAACUCGUAUUUGAAGGUACGAAAUCAAAAGGUGCUAAGCAGCGCACCGAUUAUGCGAGAUAUUGUCGUUAAAGAGCAUUGACAUUAUGGUAGAAAAAGGAUAAUUAAAUGCUAACGGACUCAUGAGUCGACUCACUCAACUCACACACUCAGAUCGAGCCGUGAGUCUGAGUGAGUUCGAGAGAAUAAAACUUUGGUGAGUCUGAGUCCGAGUGAGUCCGGUUGAGAAAAAUUAUAGUGAGUCUGAGUCCGAGUGAGUCCGGAUGAGGAAAAGUUUGGUGAGUCUGAGUCCGAGUGAGCCCUGAGGGUAAGAUAUGUUUCGUGAGUGAGUCUGAGUGAGCUCCACAUUUUUUGCCGACCUAUGGUGGACACUAUUUUUUUUAAUGCACAUGAUUUUGUACAGCAGGGUUCCUUCGGCUGCCUCACCAUGUCCUCAGAUGCUUUAUUUGUGUAUGUGAGCAGUUUCAACACCUUUGGAAGCCAGAACUGUUCUGGCGAUAUUGUGGUCACAGGCUAGCUUGUGGCCACGACAGUUGCAUUUCUACGGAGUCAAAACACAACAUGCUCAUCGACUCAGAUUUAAAGGGGCCCUGCAUCACUUUUCCUAGCAAUCGUCAGAUGACCUCACAAAUUGAAUGUCGCAAAAAUAUCUAGAAUCCGUCAAGUACACGGAGUUACAGGGAUUUGUCGUACGCUUCAAGCACUUUCACUCUCCUUUCAUUUCAACAAAUGCACCGAAAGCUACACAGGGGAGUAUGGCAAGAGGGCAAGAGGCUACAUCCGUACAGCAGUGCACGUCAUGAUCUUUAGCACAUUCUUUUCUUUUUUCUUUGAACGCACGCCUCACUUUCAGUGUGAUCAUGAGCGUACUGGUGUAAUUCUAUAUUGUGUACAAUUCUAGCACUCUAGAGCGCAGCGCGGGCAUGUCGCGGCGCCCCACGGUGGCUGUGGUAACUGUGCAUAUCAUGAUUCUCAAAUCAGCCAAUGGCCGUAAGCCAUGUUCAUGUCAUAAGCCAAAUUGAGCUUAUGGUAUCAUUCGUCUAGAGAAGAGCGAGCAAUUUCUAGCUGACUUUGAAACUUAAUUGUAAAUUCCAUGCUGCAUGCUGUGCUAUAAUGUUUGGCUCACAUGUUCACAGGAGCCCAGAUCGGCAGCAUUUUCUGACUACGUUUAAAACUGUUGCAGGGCCCCUCUUUAAGAGCCUGCUAAUGCACCACAGGUAGUUGAAAUCAAUCCGUAGUCUGUCACAACGAUGGGCCUCGUGGAGCUUGGUUUCGGCACGUGGAAAUCCACAAUUAAAUCUUUUAUCUUCAAAAGCUAUUAUUGCACAGGCUGAAGCGUUUGUUGCAGUGUUUGCUUUAUGACACACUAUCUUGGCUGCACAGUGUUAUACGUGAAGGCAGCUGUUUGUUUUGCUAACUAACAAGACUCGCAUAUAUUUUGUACUAUACAUCCAUUCGCACAUUCCCCAUUGCUGGUGGUGCUUUCUUACCCAACAUGCUGUGAUCGAAAUAAAUUCUGCACUUACAUCUAUGUUGCUUUCAGAAAUUAUAAAUAGCUGGUGCAUGUUGAUACUACUACCUAGACAGUUGGUCCAAGUUACGCACAUGCAAAAAGUAGUUGCUUGAAAUGGUGAAUUCGCAAGUAUAACUAUGUAUUCCAUAUUUAAAUUCAAUACCGCUGAAAAAUGUGGAGCUGUGUCAAUCGGAACACACAAUGCUGAUACAAAAGUAGGAAAAAAAGAGCACACAGUAGGAAAGGUGGGCAGUCCUUACUGCAUAUUCAUUGUCACUUCAUGUUGCUUAAAGAUGUCAAAUAGAGAUCCAAUCUUAUUUUCCUAUGUACACCUGAAAAACAUCCUUGAAUAUAGCAUUAUUUAUGCAUUCAAACUGACUCUACUAAU
Rhipicephalus sanguineus (brown dog tick) is the source of this 4722-nucleotide messenger RNA. Its product is annotated as prostamide/prostaglandin F synthase. The transcript has 6 exons. Lineage: Eukaryota; Metazoa; Arthropoda; Arachnida; Ixodida; Ixodidae. The record is from RefSeq and is a predicted model, not a curated record. Bases 79 to 723 code for a protein of 214 amino acids.